Messenger RNA from Plasmopara halstedii, 1281 nucleotides. Its product is annotated as FOG: RCC1 domain. Bases 1 to 1281 code for a protein of 426 amino acids. NCBI's taxonomy places the organism in Eukaryota, Oomycota, Peronosporomycetes, Peronosporales, Peronosporaceae. The transcript is spliced from 5 exons. The record is from RefSeq and is a predicted model, not a curated record.
AUGGUGCAGGUCUUGCUCACUGCUUUCCGCGCGGCGACGCGACGUACUAUUGCUGUCAAAGGUGAAGUUACUCGUAGCGUGCUACAGCUGCAAAAAUCCCUCUACACAACACAAUCCAGCGUGUACACGUGGGGCAAUGGUACACUAGGUCAGCUUGGUCAUGGACCGGUAAUCAAGUCAGGCAUGCGUAAUGCUUACGAAGAGCUGACACCUAAAUUGGUUGAAGCUCUAGAGGGAAAAGCUAUCACCUUUGUCGAUUUCGGUGCAAGCCACAGCGCUGCCAUUGAUGAAACUGGCAAACUUUAUGUAUGGGGAAGUAACGAAUACGGUAAGUUAGGCCUCGGUGAGAGCAGCGAGAUCGAAGUUCUCCCUCGUGAGGUAGAAGCGCUUCGAGGCGUCAAAAUUGUGGAUGUUUCUUGUGGUGACUACUUUACCGCGGCCGUGGAUGAAGACGGCAAGAUGUACUCGUGGGGAUGGGGAGGAUCCACUAUGAAGGGAGCUGGUGGUCUUGGCCACGCUGGUGGAAAGGAUGAGCCUUUGCCUCGAUUAUUGACGACACUGGUCGAUCAGGGUGUACCUAUGGCAACAGUGGAAUGUGGUGAGUUCCAUACGGUUGCACUUACGAAAGACGGAGAGAUAUGGGCUUGGGGAAAUGGCGAGUACGGCCGUCUGGGCAACGGCGAGUCAGACACUUGUGAGGUGCCCGAGCCUAUUGAAUUCUUCUCAGAGGAUAAUAUUGUAUCGAUUGCUGCUGGACGGGAUUUUUCAUUUGCUCUGACAGACAAGGGCGAGCUAUACAGCUGGGGAGGCAAUAGUCAUAAUCAAUUGGGUAUCGGCGGUGGUCUUGCAAUGGAUGUAUACAACAUCGAGUCGAUUCCUGUGCUGAUUGAAGCGUUUGACGGUGUCACUGUAAAGCAGAUUGCGGCGGGCUACGACCACGCUGCCGCUGUGACAGCGGACGGACGGUUGUAUAUGUGGGGAGCUAAGAUCUGGAUUGAACCACACGAAAUGACAGCCGUGAACGAUCAUAAUAUAGUACAGGUGGCUUGCGGGCGACAGUACACAGCGGCAUUGACUGACACCGGUAAAGUUUUUACUUUCGGUAAGGGUAGCUCUAAUUGUUUGGGCCAUGGCGAUCGCAAGAACCAGCUACAACCUGUGCAUAUUCAGGCUCUGGCCGGUGUUCAGAUUACCUCGGUCUCGUGCGGCGACUACCAUAUGGGCGCAAUUGCGAGACCUCACGCUGAGGCUGCAGACACUGACUUUUCUUUACGGGAGUAG